This is a messenger RNA of Letharia lupina, 1365 nucleotides long. RefSeq lists its product as uncharacterized. Lineage: Eukaryota; Fungi; Ascomycota; Lecanoromycetes; Lecanorales; Parmeliaceae. Gene Ontology annotation, cellular component: cytosol; mitochondrion. Gene Ontology annotation, biological process: intracellular glucose homeostasis; glucose 6-phosphate metabolic process; glycolytic process. Bases 1 to 1365 code for a protein of 454 amino acids. Gene Ontology annotation, molecular function: fructokinase activity; mannokinase activity; ATP binding. The transcript is spliced from 2 exons. The record is from RefSeq and is a predicted model, not a curated record.
AUGUCUAUACAGCAUCCAACCUCUCUGGAAAGCUUCCUACAAGAGGUGCAAAGCCAAUUCGAGCAACGAUUGCGGAUCGAAGACCUACUCGCCUUGUCGAAGAAGCUUCAAGCUGAGCUUCAAGAGCAGCUCACCUCCGGCGCGCAGUCACAACGCAUGCUGCCUUCUUUAAACUAUGAACUACCUACGGGACAAGAGCAAGGAACAUUUUUGGCGUUAGAGGUUGGUGGCUCAAAUCUACGGAUGGCGCUCGUGGAGCUUAAUGGAAGGGAUUUGGGCAUGCGGAUCCAACAAACAAUGUGCUUUCCCAUAGAUACGGACAUACGGCAGCUGAAGGAGUAUGCUUUCUUUGACUGGAUGGCUGAGCGGAUUGGGGAAUUGCUUGGGGUGGAAGCCAAACCCUCGGGCUAUACGGCAGGCAAUGGACCUCUACCAAUGGGCGUUGCCUGGUCCUUUCCCCUCGAGUCAGUCCAGACCAUGGGACCUACAACACACGUCCGAGACCAAAAGCUCAAUGUUCGUCUUGACGCCAUAGUCAACGACUCCUCCUCAGCCCUCCUUGCCCGCGCGUACCUCGAUCCUGCCACACGCUUAGCUACGAUUCUCGGAACCGGCAUGAAUGCCGCUGUACAUUUGCCAAUUGCCGCCCUGGAUUCGUCCAAGUUCCGAUCAAGGGCGUCACCAGUGGGAAAUAUUACCCACGUCCUGACCAAUACUGAGCUCAGCAUGUUCGGCAAAGGCAUAUUUCCUACGACUCGUUGGGACGACAUUCUUAAUACUGCACAUACCCUCCCAGACUACCAGCCGUUCGAAUACCUUGUUGCGGGCAAGUACACUGGCGAGAUUGUACGGUUGAUAAUUGUGGAAGCUACACAAACAGCCGGGCUUUUCGAUGGACUACUGUCACAAUCGUUUGGCAAUACUCCUUAUGCAUUUGACACCAAGGAUCUGGCUUUUAUCGAUAUUGACACAUCACCUGGGCUUGCAGACUCGCGCGCUUUGUUCCAGCAACGGCAUCCAUUCCCUCAUAUGCCAAGCGAGAGGGAUAUCGUGUUCAUCAAAGACGUCGUGAGACGGGUGUCCACCCGCUCGAUUGCCUAUUUCACGGUCGGAAUACAUGCGUUAACGGCAAUGCUUCAAAAGCUAGAGACCAUAGACAUGGACCAUGUCACCAUUGGCUGUGAUGGCAGCAUCAUCAAUAAAUACCCUGGCUACAUGGAGAGGGCGCAGGCAACUCUGGAUGAAAUGGUAACACAUGACAGCGUUGCAGGAAAAAAGAGAAUAGUUUUGGAGAGCACGAUAGACAGUGCCGUGCUUGGAGCCGCUGUUGCGGGGGCUAUGGCCGCCAGUGUGGUGAAUUCUUGA